AUGUCUUCAUCUGCUUCUGCCAACUUUACCACGCGUUGGUCACCCUAUCAUCGACCAAGCCCCAAAUCCCAAAUCCCCAAAUCCCGGAUACCGAAAAAUCCCAUCGAUGGCGAGAAGAGCGCAGAGGAAAUUGCGCUCGAAGAGGCCGGCGAUUUAAACGCGCUCCAGCGAUAUCGAUAUGAAUUCCACCACGGAACCACAUACGAGCAUCAGCCUCCAAUAACGCAGCUUCUCGAGGCAGAAGAAGAUUUCCGACAUCACUUUCAGCUAGAGUUAUCCCUACGUGAAAGAAGCGACCAGUCAGAAGAGGUACAGGAGGAGCUUAGAACUCAGGGCAAGCUUCUUUGGAUGGCAUCGCGAGAAUGGUGGAUGCUGAAGAAUGAAUUUGGGGGAGGAGUCUUCUUGUUGAAGAUUGUGUUGCAAAGCAAGGAUGUUGUUCUCGAGAUUGUGGGUGUUGUGUUAACCGUCCAAUCGAUCCGACGCGUAGUAUUGGAGUUGGACAUUGUACUCUUGCGUGCGGAUGUUGUCAGUUAUUACGAUUAUCGCGGGCCACGGAACUCUUAUGCACGGAUUGAAUUGGCUGCGUUCUGGGGGCUACUCGCGGAUAGCUGUGAAAGCCCAUUCGAUAUGAUCGACGAAUCGCCAGUCUUUCCGUUGUUUGGUAGUAGGAAAGCCGAGUCAUCGAGUGUGGACGAAGAGGAUAAUGAGUCGACAUCAACAAAAGACUCCGAAUCCACUCUGGCUUGA
This is a messenger RNA of Penicillium samsonianum, 747 nucleotides long. RefSeq lists its product as uncharacterized. Bases 1 to 747 code for a protein of 248 amino acids. The transcript has 3 exons. The record is from RefSeq and is a predicted model, not a curated record. NCBI's taxonomy places the organism in Eukaryota, Fungi, Ascomycota, Eurotiomycetes, Eurotiales, Aspergillaceae.